AUGGAAUUUAUGCGAGAAGACAAAGCGCCUAACGACACAAAAAAAAUAAGAAGUAGAUCCUCUAGUAAAGAAAAAGAACAAGCCACCACUCCUUAUGUUAAUCUGAAUGAUAGAAAAAGUAAAGAUAGUGAAAAAGAGGUUGCAAAGCCAAAACCGCUUAACGAAUAUGAGAGGAGGAAACAAUUGAUAAAAGCGAAGAUGAAAUACAAGACCAAGUCAUUCUGGAACGAGUCAAAGUACAAUUACAUAGAAGGACUUAACUGGAUUUCAUGGAAGUGA
Molecule: messenger RNA, 279 nt
Organism: Parnassius mnemosyne (clouded apollo)
Lineage: Eukaryota; Metazoa; Arthropoda; Insecta; Lepidoptera; Papilionidae
Source: the annotation of a GenBank genome assembly